UGAGAACAGUAGAUUGGAUGAUUGAGAACAGUCUCGACGUUAUCCUUGUCUUCUUUUUUUUUUUUCUCUUCUCAUAUUUUUAUGUCCUUUUUUUUUUCUGAUUUUGAAUCAUGUUGUUGCUGUAGUUUUCUAUCCAUUUUUUUCAUAGCCCUCACACCCCCUUUAUUAGAUUUAGGUUUAGGUUAAUAAGGGAAGUGAGCUAUAGGCUGUUAAAGCCCACAAUGGGCUGUCUGCCCAACACGACCAAGCCAUAUAAGAAGGAAAAAUAAAGUAGAAAAUUAUAAUCUGACAAGAACAUAACAACAAGAUUGGGAUGAGGAGGAGCUUCUAUACUUUGUGAUCUUAUUUGCUUCAAACAUGUCUUUGUUCUUCAAUUUAGUCUGUUCUUUCUUUUCUCACUUAAAUGAUGGAGACGGACGACAGAAAGAAAAAAAAAGAAAAAAAAAAAGGAGAAAACGAUCGACCGCACUAUUGAAUAAUGUAGACAAUGAGAGAUGGAAUAGAAAGAGAAGAGAGAGAGAGAGAUAGUCGAAAGGGAGAUUUGUUGAUCGUGACGAGAAAGAACAGAGAGUAGUAGUUGGAAUCCAGUAGAAAGAAAUCGAAACCGACUGCCCAUAGGGCCUCAGCCCACAGUGGUCGUAAAAUCGAACAUUAUGUCUUCAUACUGGUUGAGCUAAGCAUAUGGACCAUCUUAUUCACCUUCCUAUGCUGGAAGUCGAUCCCAGAUUCGGCAUUCUGCAUACGGUGCCACCUUUGGGUCGGUACACCUAUCUCAGAUCUCAUGUACACAGUUCAUGCACACGACAACUUGGCUCUAUAUAUAGUGCCCCCUCACUCUGACGUUUCGUCUCACCCCAACUCCUCUUAGUUCUCCGGAGCCUUCCUCUAUGGCGCAGCCACGACUCGUCUCUCUCGCCUUCUUCGUCGCCGUCCUGAUCUCAGGCGCCCACUCCACCACCUUUAACUUCAAGAACAACUGCUCCGACCCUGUUUGGCCUGCCUCGCUGAACAAUUCCGGCAAAGGUGCUCUUUCCCAGACCGGAUUCCAGCUGGACAGUGGCGCCUCCUUUUCGCUGGAUGCGCCACCCGCCUGGGGAGGCCGGCUGUGGGCUCGGCACAAAUGUUCCACCGACUCGUCCGGUAGAUUCUCGUGCCUCUCCGGGGACUGCGGCACUGGGCAGGUGGCGUGCAAUGGGGCGGGAGGAGCGCGGCCGACCACGCUCGUCGAGUUCACCCUGCAGGGCGACGGAGGCAAGGAUUUCUACGACGUGAGCUGCAUCGACGGCUUCAACGUGCCGGUGUCGGUCGUUCCCAGCGGGGGAUCGAACUGCGACAGCACGUCGUGCCGGACGAACAUCAACGCGCGGUGCCCCACGGAGUUGCAGAUGCUGGCACCGGACGGGAGCGUGGUGGGGUGCAAGAGCGCAUGCGUAGCCUUCGACACGGACGAGUACUGCUGCCGGGGCCAGUACAAUAGCACGGACACAUGCAAGCCCACCAGCUACUCCAAGAUGUUCAAGGAUGCGUGUCCUCAAGCUUAUAGUUAUGCUUAUGAUGACAAGAGCAGCACCUUCACCUGCGUGGGGGCUAAUUACGAUAUCACCUACUGCCCUUGAAACCAACGUACAUCUAUCACAAGCUUCUUCUUAUCUCGCUUUGGCUCUCGAGAGAGCAUAAAUAAAAGAAGAGUUUCAAAGUUCUA
Musa acuminata AAA Group (dessert banana) is the source of this 1702-nucleotide messenger RNA. RefSeq names its product thaumatin-like protein 1b. Gene Ontology annotation, cellular component: extracellular region. NCBI's taxonomy places the organism in Eukaryota, Viridiplantae, Streptophyta, Magnoliopsida, Zingiberales, Musaceae. The transcript has 2 exons. The record is from RefSeq and is a predicted model, not a curated record. The coding region runs from base 888 to 1616 and encodes 242 amino acids. Gene Ontology annotation, biological process: defense response.